AUGACCCUCUCGCUGGUCCAAUGCGGCGGCUCCGCCGGCACAGCAGUGCACCGCUGCUGCUACUCAAACGGGCAAGAGCUGAAGCCGGACGACAAGAGUCUCGUUGUGAAGAACGACUCGAUGUCGUGGUGUCAGCCCUCCGUGGCGUGGCUGAGCACGUAUCCCGGCCGAUCAUUUGAGGACGUGUGGGCGGACUGUUACAAGGAUCAGUACGCCUACAUCCAGAAGAAUGGAGCGAGGAAGAGGGACGGAGAAGCCCAGCCUGGCACGACAGACGGGCAGCUUCCGCCCAAUGGGAGCUACUACUGUGUUGCCAUGUGGGAGCAGAUCCGGGCUGAUGCUCCCAGGAGGGCAAGCUGGCCGGGGUUCCUUGCUUUGGUGGGCGUGACGGCGGUAGCGGUGUUGGCCUGUGUCUAG
Trichosporon asahii var. asahii CBS 2479 is the source of this 417-nucleotide messenger RNA. RefSeq lists its product as uncharacterized. The coding region runs from base 1 to 417 and encodes 138 amino acids. The record is from RefSeq and is a predicted model, not a curated record. Lineage: Eukaryota; Fungi; Basidiomycota; Tremellomycetes; Trichosporonales; Trichosporonaceae. The transcript has a single exon.